Phycomyces blakesleeanus NRRL 1555(-) is the source of this 981-nucleotide messenger RNA. RefSeq lists its product as hypothetical. The transcript is spliced from 7 exons. The coding region runs from base 1 to 981 and encodes 326 amino acids. Gene Ontology annotation, molecular function: phosphatidate phosphatase activity. NCBI's taxonomy places the organism in Eukaryota, Fungi, Mucoromycota, Mucoromycetes, Mucorales, Phycomycetaceae. The record is from RefSeq and is a predicted model, not a curated record. Gene Ontology annotation, biological process: phospholipid metabolic process.
AUGUCUAAAAUCAACUGGAAAGCCGCACGAACUCGGCGUUUGAUAAUAUCUUAUUUGAAAGACUGGCUACUAGUCAUCGUAAUGACAGCCGCAUUCUUUGCAAUCGACAAGGUCCCACCUUACCAUCGAAAAUUCUCUAUUCAGGACAAGACUAUCAUGUUCCCGUAUGCAGUAGAAGAAACAAUUCCAGUUUGGCUCUUAUUGAUUAUUUGUUUCGUGGUACCAAUUGUGGCAAUGGCAUUAGUCUCAAUUGGAAUCAGACAUAGUUUACAUGACUUUCACAGUGGUCUUCUUGGUCUUUGUCUUGGAUUGUCCAUAACAAUUAUGAUUACCGAUAUUAUAAAGAUCACAGCUGGAAGAGCGCGUCCUGAUAUGCUGGAUCGUUGCCAGGCACCCCCAGGUAUCAUUGAUCCAGUCUAUGGCUUGACAGACUACACUGUUUGUACAACACCAGCAGAUAGUGCUAUUAUGAUCGAUGGUUUCAAGAGUUUCCCAAGUGGUCAUUCCUCGUUUUCAUUUGCUGGGCUUGGAUUCCUCUCCUUUUAUUUGGGUGGAAAGAUGCGCAUGUUUGAUGAGCGUGGUCAUACCUGGAAAGGAUUCGUAUUUGCCGCACCCUUGGCUGGUGCAAUUCUUGUAGCCAUCUCUCGUACACGUGAUUAUCGCCACCAUUGGCAAGAUGUUUUGGUUGGAGGAUUGCUAGGUCUUUGCUCAGCCUAUUUUGCAUAUCGCCAAUAUCAUCCUGCCCUUGGACACCUCCGAUGUUGCACACCUUUUGCACCACGAUUCCCAGCCACAGACGAUAAUGGGCCUUACAACGUAAUAGACGACAGUGAAGCGACACUGUAUAAUAGAAAUAUUGAUCCAGUCACUGGGAGGUCAGUCCCUUUAAAGGGAAUUGAUCCCAAUUCAGGUCUACCCCAAACACAUCACAGAUCCGAAGAUCCGUUUGUAGAUAGUGCUAGCUCAUCAACGCAGCAAUAA